GUAUACCCUUGUAUACCCCCUAUAUAUCUUGUGUACCCAUGUUUACCCUAGUAAUACUGUAUACCUUGUAUACCCCUAUAUAUCUUGUGUACCCAUGUUUACCCUAGUAAUUAAUACUGUAUACCCUUGUAUACCCCUAUAUAUCUUGUGUACCCAUGUUUACCCUAGUAAUACUGUAUACCUUGUAUACCCCUAUAUAUCUUGUGUACCCAUGUUUACCCUAGUAAUACUGUAUACCUUGUAUACCCCUAUAUAUCUUGUGUACCCAUGUUUACCCUAGUAAUACUGUAUACCUUGUAUACCACUAUAUGUCUUGUGUACCCAUGUUUACCCUAGUAAUACUGUAUACCCUUGUAUAUCCUUAUAUAUCUUGUGUACCCAUGUUUACCCUAGUAAUACUGUAUACCUUGUAUAUACCACUAUAUAUCUUGUGUACCCAUGUUUACCCUAGUAAUACUGUAUACCUUGUAUACCACUAUAUAUCUUGCGUACCCAUGUUUACCCUAGCAAUACUGUAUACCCUUGUAUACCACUAUAUAUCUUGUGUACCCAUGUUUACCCUAGUAAUACUGUAUACCUUGUAUACCCCUAUAUAUCUUGUGUACCCAUGUUUACCCUAGUAAUACUGUAUACCUUGUAUAUACCACUAUAUAUCUUGUGUACCCAUGUUUACCCUAGUAAUACUGUAUACCUUGUAUACCACUAUAUAUCUUGCGUACCCAUGUUUACCCUAGCAAUACUGUAUACCCUUGUAUACCACUAUAUAUCUUGUGUACCCAUGUUUACCCUAGUAAUACUGUAUACCCUUGUAUACCCCUAUAUAUCUUGUGUACCCAUGUUUACCCUAGUAAUACUGUGUACCCUUGUAUACCC
Messenger RNA from Porites lobata, 873 nucleotides. NCBI's taxonomy places the organism in Eukaryota, Metazoa, Cnidaria, Anthozoa, Scleractinia, Poritidae. The record is from the annotation of a GenBank genome assembly.